Messenger RNA from Staurois parvus, 299 nucleotides. Lineage: Eukaryota; Metazoa; Chordata; Amphibia; Anura; Ranidae. The record is from the annotation of a GenBank genome assembly.
AUAAACGGCCUCCCCGCACCCUGCUUGUGUGCGCUCCCUGGGAGCGCGCAGCACCGCGAUCCGGUGCCCGCUGUGUCCUCCGGACACAGUGAAACACCGAUCGUCGGGCGGGACCUCUGUACGAGGUCCCGAUCAUUGAUCACAUGCAAAGUAGUAAGCAAAGUAGUAAGCAAGAUGUCACUUCUGACAUCAUUGCUUACUAUGUGUGAAAUCUGUGAAUGAUCACAGAGGUCACAUGGUACAAGGCUAUUCACAAAAGCCUUGUACCAUGUGACAAGCUGUGACCAAUCACAGCUCAC